AUGAAGGAAACUCCACUAGAGGGUGAUGAUGCCCAGUUGGCGGCGAUGGGCCAUCGGCCCGAACUCCAGCGAAGUUUUUCAACAUGGUCAAUGCUAGGAUUGGCAUUUGCUGUUCUCAAUUCAUGGACAGCACUUUCGGCCAGUUUAUCGAUUAGUCUAACAUCUGGUGGAAGCACAAGUGUGAUAUGGGGACUCGUGACGGCGGGAUUCUGCAACUUAUGCAUCGCAUGCUCGUUGGCGGAGUUCCUUUCAGCAUAUCCGACAGCAGGAGGGCAAUACCAUUGGGUUGCAGCGAUCGCAUGGCCCAAAUGGGUACCGAUUCUAUCUUGGAUCACAGGCUGGAUCAAUGUGGCGGGCUGGGUUGCCCUGGUCGCUACAAACUCGCUACUGUCAAGUCAACUUAUCGUUGGAAUUAUCUCCACACUUCACUCGACCUAUGAGCCGCAACGCUGGCAUCAAUUCCUCAUUUACAUUGGACUGACCAUUGGUUCAUUUGUGAUAAAUGCUUUUAUGAACUCCAUUUUGCCGGUAAUCUAUCGCGGUGCUUUUGCGUGGUCUAUUGGAGGGUUUGUGGUUGUAUCUAUCACAGUCCUCGCAUGCGCGUCUCCCAACUACAACUCCGCCUACUUCGUCUUCUGUGACUUUGUCAACCAAACAGGCUGGCCUGAUGGAGUCGCAUGGCUUCUUGGUUUACUUCAAGGAGGCCUUGGUGUGACCGCUUUUGAUGCGGUUGCACAUAUGAUUGAAGAGGUACCCAAUGCCUCAAUCGAAGGACCCAAAAUCAUGGUUUCCUGCGUCGGAAUCGGCACAGUGACCGGAUCGAUCUUCCUCAUUGUUCUUCUUUUUGUGGCUGGCAACAUGGAACAAGUGACAACCUCGGCAGCUGGGCCGCUUUUGCAGAUCCUACUCGAUGCAACGAAGAGCAACGCAGGUGCUAUUUGCCUUUUGAUGCUUCCUCUUGUAUGCUUGGUUUUCGCUAUCAUCAGCGUUAUGACUACCAGUAGCCGAAUGAUUUUUGCUUUUGCAAGAGACGGUGGCCUUCCUGCUUCUCGAUUCUUUGCGACAGUGCACCCUACACUCAAGCUGCCCCUCAACGCACUCAUGUUGAGUGUUGUUGUGGUUAUUGCAUUCGGAUGUAUCUUUCUGGGAUCAUCGAGUGCUUUCAAUGCGAUUAUCUCAGCUUCAGUCGUUGCACUCGACCUAUCCUACGGAAUUCCCAUUGCCAUCAAUUGUCUCCAGGGACGUCGAAGAAUACCCGAGCGAAAAUGGAAAUUGCCAAGUGCGGUUGGAUGGUUUGCCGAUAUUGUUUCCUUAUCUUAUAUCAGUCUCACCACUGUCUUAUUCGUUUUCCCUCCAUCAAGCACCGUAACGGGGAGCAGCAUGAACUACUGCAUUGCAGCUUUCGCUGUCAUAAUCAUCAUCUCUGUCUUCCAGUGGAUCGUUGACGGAAGAAAGAACUUCACCGGUCCUCGCUUUGAUAUGACAAUCGAUGCCCUGGAUGCCAUGCCCACAGAGCAGGAGCCCAGUAUACAAGAGAAGUGA
Penicillium antarcticum is the source of this 1542-nucleotide messenger RNA. RefSeq lists its product as uncharacterized. The transcript has 19 exons. Bases 1 to 1542 code for a protein of 513 amino acids. Gene Ontology annotation, cellular component: membrane. Gene Ontology annotation, molecular function: transmembrane transporter activity. Lineage: Eukaryota; Fungi; Ascomycota; Eurotiomycetes; Eurotiales; Aspergillaceae. Gene Ontology annotation, biological process: transmembrane transport. The record is from RefSeq and is a predicted model, not a curated record.